Messenger RNA from Venturia canescens, 3844 nucleotides. RefSeq names its product defective in cullin neddylation 1 domain containing SCCRO3 (gene SCCRO3). NCBI's taxonomy places the organism in Eukaryota, Metazoa, Arthropoda, Insecta, Hymenoptera, Ichneumonidae. Gene Ontology annotation, molecular function: cullin family protein binding; ubiquitin-like protein binding; ubiquitin conjugating enzyme binding. Gene Ontology annotation, biological process: protein neddylation. The transcript has 3 exons. The record is from RefSeq and is a predicted model, not a curated record. Gene Ontology annotation, cellular component: ubiquitin ligase complex. The coding region runs from base 58 to 1059 and encodes 333 amino acids.
CAGCACCAAUGCGAGGAAUCGUCCAGUCGGUCAGUGAGAAAGACGUAGACAUCAUCAAUGGGAAACUGUUCGACCUGUUUUAAGGUGCCUACCCCGCCGUCAACCAGCGAUCCAUCCAACAUGCCUGAAAUUAAAGACGACACUAUGGAACUGAGUCGUUUAUUUCCGGGAAAUCCGUGUCCCCGGAGUGGACGUCUCUCGUCGAUGGAUGGGAGAAUAAAUGGAAACACGAAGUUACAGCUCGUAGAAGCGACAACGUUGAACAACGUCGGUUCUAACAAUUGCGGCUCUGUGCCACCAACACAAAACAACAUUAGACUGUCACGAGGUUUUUACGCUCUGUUACCACCUCUUGGACGAUCGGGGCCAGCUGCACCGAUCAAUGCUCCUCAAGAGUCCAACAAACAACCGAGGGAACCGUCCGAAUUAAAAAUUAAUACCCUGUUCGAUCAGUACAAGGAUCCUCAUGAGGAUAUAAUACUGGCGGACGGAAUCGAGAGACUGUGCGACGACCUUCAAUUAUCUCCGGACGAGUUCAAAGUUUUAGUACUAGCAUGGAAAUUAAAUGCUGAGCAGAUGUGUCAAUUUACAAGGAAAGAAUUCGUGAACGGUUUGCGGAGUAUGAAGGUGGACAGUGUGCGCGGUAUACAAGGACGCUUGCCCGAAAUCGUACAAGAACUUACCACGAAUGCCGAUCUAUUCAAGGAUCUUUAUCGUUUUACAUUUUGUUUUGGCCUCGACGUUAUUUCCGGACAGAGAAUAUUACCUGCGGAUAUGGCGAUAGUACUGUGGAGACUUGUAUUCACGAUACGUGAACCCCCGUUGCUCGCGAGAUGGCUUGUUUUUCUCGAGUGUCAUCACGUGCGCGGUAUACCGAGAGACACGUGGAACAUGUUUCUUAAUUUUGCCGAAAUAAUCGGCAACGAUCUCGGGGCGUACGACGACGCCGAGGCAUGGCCAAGUUUGUUCGACGAUUUCGUUGAAUACGAGAACGAUCAAAUGAACCAGAACAUUACCAAGGACGAUAUUAUCAAGGAUUCCUUAGCAGAUAAGGAUUAAUUUUUCUCAUUAAUUUUCAUUUUUCUCUAUUUCUACACGUAUUCAUUAAAAUGAAAAAAAAACAUUACUAUUCGUUUCGUUCUGACGAAAUGAAAAAAAAAGUAACAGAACAAAGUCUCGAACGAUCUUUAGAUCAAUUUGUUAAAUAUUUCUCUGGAGUAUAAAAUAUUUUGUAAUUCGUCCGAAACGCUCGUGAUAAAACGUUUCGAAAAUCUUGUUUACUGAGCUACGUGCACCUGGCUCGACGAAUAAAUUUAGUCUCUAUUUUGGCAAUUUUACGAAUUUUCAUACAUUAUAUACAGACUAACGUGGCAAUAGUAUGGACUUUCGUAUUUAGAUAAUAAAAUUAGCAGAAAUAUAUAAAUAUUGGCCAAAAAACAAAUUCGAAAUUUACGUCGAUUUCAAAUUUUGCAAGGUGUACUAGCCCUGUAAGCUCGUUGUCAUGCUGCUGCGAUCUUUGAUCUCUGUAUGUAUCGAUUUCAAACUGUACCUCAAUAUUCAUUAUUUUCAACGGAUUAUCAAUAUGAGUGUUCCAUCACGGGUGAUCUCUUGUAAACUCCAUUUCGGAAUCAAAUUUACAGUAAAAGAAUUCUAUAUAGUUUCAUGUUUCAAUUCCGACUUGAUGUGUUAUCGAUCACUUUCAUCGCGCACAUUGUUGAAACUGGUUGGGAUGACGAAAAAAUACACAAGGAUCAAAUUUGUGGGGCAUUGAAUUUUCUACAAAAAAGUCUGGAGCUAUAUUUUUCUAUCCCAAAUAGUUUGAUGCUGAAUGAAACUCAAAAGAUAAACUGCAUUCUAGACUUGCACACGGUCUCAUGUUGAUGGAGUUUGACAACUAUUGAAGAAUUGGAAAAGUCCCUGGAUUCUUCCGAGGACGUUUUUUAUGAAAUUUUAUGCUUUACAAAAUUGACUCGAUGCAUUUUUGCUCUCCGCCCAACCAUUUAAACAGGAUUCUUAAUACAAGUGCAUCUUUUUAUAACAUCAAUAUAUUUAAUAACUGACCUGAAGAGAAUUCAAUGACGCAACGGUAUCGCACUGUCGAAUUCUGUAUUCAAGCCUAAACCGAAGUUUACAGGAUUAUUCAUUGGUGUUGGUACACCCGGCAUAUCCAUAAUGAGUUAUUUCUUAAUCCCAAUGUCAUACAAUUAUGACGAGCAGAAAAGUAGAGGCGCAAUAUAACUUUUGUAUGUAUUAUAACACGGGAAAAUCGCUAUUGAAGAAAGAACGGAUGCUGCUUCUGUGAUUGCAUCUAUAAUAACGUCAACGUGAUAAUAAACAAUAUAUUUCAUCGAUCUACGUUAUUGAAUAGACAAUUCAUCCGAUAUAGAAAUAUUAGCUUACGAUGUUUAAGAUUACAAUUUUUUCAGAUAUAAUACGAGAGAUUUUGUUGUUGUUUUUUUUAUAGAGAGAAAGAGACAAAAAUCUUUUACACUGAAAAAUAAAGAUUAAAUAAAACGAGGCAGCUCUCGUUUGUAACGAAAUUGAGUGGCGUCUAUUCCGAAGGGGCAGUUUAUGACAAUUUUUAGGUUAAUUACAUAUAUAGCCCAAACGUGUGAUACGCUCAACAAUUUUUACGCGACAAAAGCUUUCGAUCUCCGUCGCAAGAUCAAUUGACUUUUUAGGUUAAAAUUAAAUAUCCGAAUGGGCUGUUCUUCGUUGUUUUCGAGCUCGUACGUGUGGGUUCGAAAAUCACUUAGACGAAGUUUUUUCACAUCGAUCAUCGCUGCACCCUUGUUUUUCCUCUUAUCAAUUUGUUAAACUUUCUAUUCGUCGCGUACGUAAACCUGCAAUGGUCUAAUCUUCGCCAAUCUCCGAUUUUUCGUAACGCGUGAGUUGGAGUUUGCAUCGUUCGAAAUCGUUAGAGAUCUCAUUUAAUUUUAAACGGUGCAACACGUUUGUGAAUGUUGAAACGAAUGAACGAAUUAACGUCGUAUUUUAACCGAUGCAAACUUUGAUAUCACAAUCGUUCGCUACUUUACGAUAACAUAUACUCAUGCUUUAGAAGUCUACGUUUUAAAAAACAUUUUUCGAUAUUUUUAAAAAUUAAUUAAUGUUUCGUAAGGUAAAAAUUGCAUGUUCGUUUGUGCGAUUGAUAACAAUUUCGUUUUGUCCAUCCCAGUGUCCAGACGAAGGAUGACAAAUUUUUUAUUCAAUAUCGAGCGUAGAUGAUAUAAUCAUACCGAGACCAAUUCGUAAUUAUACGGUGGAGUAUAAUUAAACUUUGUGCAUACAUUGAAGGGAGCUAAACCCAAAUAACCCCGAACAAGCCCAAAUAAACAAAAAUAUCUCUAUAAAUAUAAAUUUGUGUGUAUAUAAAGAAAGCUCCAUAGUCACUUUAUCUGUCAGUUUUUCAAUUAGAUCAUAUCAUUUUUUUUUUCAAAUUUUUAUGUCCAAGGGAAAACUGUUUUCUCCAAGAAAUUCCCUCUAAAACAACGGAGAACCCGUUGACGACACGCUGGUAUGGAAAAAUGUACAAAAAUUGAUUCGAUAUUAAAAAAUUUACAAAACAUUUGAAAUUAAUAUUUUACAGCCAUUUUUAAAAAAAGUGGCUAUUCCGUCGAAUAAUUUAAUGAUUUUAAAAAUAUUCUUGUGAUUUCGGAAUAAAAUUCUACGAACAAACGUGUAUUUUCACGGCGUAUAUUAUGUAUGUAUGUAUACCACGACAUAGGCACCGACUAUUCAUUACCAUUGAAAUAGUUAAUGAGGGAUAAAACGUGUAAAAAUCUGAUAUAUUUGCAUCGAAACAGAAUUGCACAUUUAUCGAAUAAAAAUACAAUAAAUUUUA